Messenger RNA from Cylicocyclus nassatus, 1382 nucleotides. The record is from the annotation of a GenBank genome assembly. NCBI's taxonomy places the organism in Eukaryota, Metazoa, Nematoda, Chromadorea, Rhabditida, Strongylidae.
AUGCCGUCAUCCGCUUUGGCUCAUCUUUUGAUUGACCUGGAAAACAAGCAGUUGCAGGCAGAAAGCAUUUGCAGAAGGCAGAGUCAAAUUAUGGCAGUUCUUUGCUGGAUCGCAUGGGCCAUUGCUGAACUUGGUGUAGAGCGAGCCGUACAAGGUCAUUGGUUUUACCGUGUACCAUGUCUUUCCUUGAUGCGAUUGCUGAAAGGUUGCUGCAAGAUAUGAAUGUUCGCUAAUUCUGUUGCCCGAUUGCAUCGUGAACGAGAGUAUAUCAGGCUUUCCGAGCCAUGCUUAGAGACAUACGUAUCGAUGGGCUAUCUCGCCUACGUGAUCCAUUCUUCUUUACUCUGUAAAAUGCCCCACUAAGUUUUUUCUUUAUGGAAUGAAGCUGAAAAGCUUGACGUAUAAAACAUCCUCCGAUAUCUAUCCAGACUUAUUCAUGAGGCUCAAGCCUAUCAAUGUAAGGGAGCGGGAGUAGUUUCGGGUGUUCCCUGGAAUCUGGGUAGUGCGAUGGCUUAGGGAACGGCCAUAGGUUGCCGGGAACGGUUGCCGCGGUGGCUGAGGUUGCUGGCGUUACCGGAGUCAGAGACAGCUUAGAGAGCGAGCGAAGCGUGGAGACUGUCAGGAGGUCCUAGAGCGGGCAACGCCGGCAACAGCAACCCCGGCGACCGCGGCAAAGGCUGCCGGCAACCUAUGGCCGUUUUCGUAGAGUCGAAAUUACGUCAGACCUCGAGAAGGUGAUAGCACAUUUUGUUUAUAAAAUCGCGUUUGAUAGAUUAUUUGUCUUUUGUUCGAAUAGGUUGUCAGCAUGACAGAUGAUAUUGCGAGCAUGGCUCGUUUCUUACUAGUGACGGAUGGAUGCGGAAGACGCGCAAGAUGAGCAGAAAAGGACAGCUGGAUGCCGAACAGAAUGUUUGGCGUCGUUCGUUGUUGAUGAUGGGGAAUAUGGCAAUGCUGCUGAGCGCCUCCGUCUAGGGCAGACAGCUUAGUUUCUGGGUCGAAGUGUUGAAUAGAUACACGCAAAGCACGUUCAUGCAGUCAAACGAUUCGGACAAGAAAAGUCAUAACAUACGAUUUCCGACAUGAUCACUCAGUCAACUAACAACAAACAGUGUAUGUACCGGGUAUAACGCAAUUCUGACAGAUAGUAAGUCGUUACGUGCAAAUCUUCGCUGCUCUCUGCAUUGAAAACUUGGAUGUGGACUUGGUUGUAUGGACGCUCUUUUUGUCAAACAUGUAUCUUGCUGUUAGAUUGUUUGUUUAUGAUUGACUAUAGCUCAUUCGACUAAUUUGGAAAAAUUCCUAAACUGCAGAAAUUCCUAUUAUUGUGCUUGUCUGUUUCGAUUAUUGUGGUAACAUCUUGUGAUGGAAUGAAGUAAAAAAAA